This is a messenger RNA of Cladocopium goreaui, 558 nucleotides long. NCBI's taxonomy places the organism in Eukaryota, Dinophyceae, Suessiales, Symbiodiniaceae. The record is from the annotation of a GenBank genome assembly.
AUGGCUUUUGCGGCCCUCUUCCAGCCGCCGAGUGCGAGGGACUUCCGCCCCCCUGCCCCUGAUGCCUUCGCUUCCCUCUUCACGAAUGUGGGCCCUCCGCCUUUGGAAGAGGAUGCACUAGCGGCCGAUGAGCAAAGUGCAGAAGAGAGACUUCUAACGAGGUCGUCGGAGGCGCAGCAGACGAGACACCCGUUGAGAUUCACAUGUCGAGGCCUUCUCCCUUGGGUGUCAGCUUCAUGUGCCCUGCUGGCUCUGAUCGUGCUGAGCGGACGGAUGCUGGCGCCAAGGGGAAGUUUUCAGGCCUUUCUUUUGGAAGGCUGGGAGCCAAGAUUUCCAACGUGCGAAGAAUUUCCGAACCUCGAUUUUCUUUGGGUUGCUCACAGCAACUUGAACAACCUGGGUCCAGACCGGGGUGCAGAGGGCCUCGUGUACCGCGUCAGAAGUUACAAGGGCGAGCACAUGGAGAUGGUGUUCAACGCGAUGCACGAUUUCAAGGCCUUUGAUUCUAAGAUGUUUGGACUGCAUGGCUUCUAUGGCUCAUUGAAUGUGGUCCCUUGA